AUGGCGCCGCCAACUUCGCGUGCGCUCGCAACUCUCAGAGUUCCUGCGAAGAGGCAGACUUUAACCCAACAGAUCGAGGACUGGUCGGCACAGGGCAAUGGCAUCAACAUCGAAACCUUCGAUCGAAUCGAGGAGAUUUGGAGUUCCAGUAAAGGAUAUCUGUUUGCCGCACUCUCCACGCAAUCGCAGCAGGAGAAAUUCCUGUUCGAAUACCGAAAGUGGACAGCACUGUAUCUUGCGAGCGUCGGGCAAGAUGGCGCGCUUAUCCUCGACCCAGACGCUCCGGAAGACGUCAAUGAUGGGCCCCUGUUUCCCAAAGACGCGUCCAAACAGCUGGAGUUCGCCUGCAGGGUGUUCGACCGCGGACGGUUGGACGGGGACGAUUUUAGCCAAUCAUAG
This is a messenger RNA of Coniosporium apollinis CBS 100218, 399 nucleotides long. RefSeq lists its product as uncharacterized. Bases 1 to 399 code for a protein of 132 amino acids. The transcript has a single exon. NCBI's taxonomy places the organism in Eukaryota, Fungi, Ascomycota, Dothideomycetes. The record is from RefSeq and is a predicted model, not a curated record.